AUGAGUAGCCCAUCAACGGCGCCAUGGAAGCAGCUUCUUGUCAACUCAAUCCACUCCAAUUCCCGUCUCAAACACUCUUCGUACUUCCAACUUGCAACUGUUGCAUCCAAUGGUAGACCUUCCAAUCGCACUGUUGUUUUCAGAGGAUUCCAAGAUGACAGCGACAAGAUUCAAAUUAACACCGAUUCUCGAAUUCGAAAGAUUGAUGAUCUGAAGCAUUGUUUAUUCGCAGAGAUAUGUUGGUACUUUACUGACUCUUGGGAGCAAUUUCGAAUUAAUGGAAAAGUAGAUGUCAUUGAUGGAUCGAAUCCCGAUCCUCUAAAACUUCAGCAAAGAGAGAAAGCUUGGUUUGCCAGUUCUAUUAAGUCAAGACUACAGUAUUUGGUUCCUACUUCAGGAAUUCCUUCUGUGGAUGAACAACCAUCUCCGGUUCCAUCUUUGGAUCCUUCAACUGGUCCAGUUAGUGUAUUUUGCCUGCUCGUUCUCGAUCCUGAUCAGGUUGACUAUUUAAAUUUGAAGAGCAAUGAGAGGGUAACUUAUACAGCAGGACAGAGUGCUGAAGGGGAGAAAAUUUGGACAAUGGAAAAAGUCAAUGCAUAA
This is a messenger RNA of Fraxinus pennsylvanica, 600 nucleotides long. The record is from the annotation of a GenBank genome assembly. NCBI's taxonomy places the organism in Eukaryota, Viridiplantae, Streptophyta, Magnoliopsida, Lamiales, Oleaceae.